GAGUUAGCUACCCGUUAGCUCACUGCCGCUGUGGUAAACUGGUUAUCUGUCAGCUAGCUGCUAGUAGCAGCUGCCAGAAGUGAACUGUCCGCACGGUGAGAGGCAAAACUUGGCCGACUUUAAGACAUUUCCUCUGUCUACCGCUGGAUUAUACACUGAUUUUUAAUCGCCGAAGGAGUUGUUUACAUCAUGAAGUCGCACAUGCUGGUACAGAGGUAGGGAAAACUAGCUAACAUCAGCUAACUUAGCUAGUCGGCGAGAAAUACAUAUAUAGCAGAGAGAGAGGAGUGGGCUGGGAGACUGGGCCCGCUUCGACUAAAGUACCGGUGGCAACUGCUGAGCAAGAAGUUUGACAAGGGCCUAUUUGCUACUCCGCUCCCGGGACACAAGAAAGGCCGACCGGGUGUUCAAAGAGGCCGGAGGAGGAGAGCAGCAGUUACCCGUGGGCUGUGACCGGAGACCGGGGAACGCUUCGGGAUUUUAGGAGGGUUUGGCCUCGGAUGUGACAGUUUUCUCCGACAAGAGAGAGGAAGAGGAACGGUAUGGAAAUGAACUGUGACGGUACGUGUCUGUGUCAUAUCCCUCAGCUGUGAAUUACUUCGCAAGACAUUAGUCUAGCACUUAGUUUCAUCUGGGAGCACACAGACUUGACGCAGAAAGUCAACAUGUCGAAAAUGCCAGCAAAGAAGAAAAGUUGUUUCCAGAUAACGAGUGUAACGCAGGCUCAGGUGGCGGCCAGCAGCAUCACCGACGACACCGAGAGCCUGGACGAUCCGGACGAGUCCCGGACAGAGGACGUGUCGUCGGAAAUAUUUGACGUUUCUCGGGCCGACUUGGGGGUGUGUGACAGGAGUUCAUCCGAGGAAACCUUAAACAAUGUAGGGGAGUCUCAGGAGGGCCAGCCGCCCACCGCGGGUCCUGUCAACGGGGGACUUUCUUAUAAAAGUUUAGGCACUGGUCGGGUCACCCCACAUAGUUCAGGAGGAAGUGUGCCUGUGUCAGCUGCAGCGCAACCCUUUGUUCCGAGCUCAGUCAUCAGUACGGUCCCUGCCGCCACUGUCUCUACCAGCGUGGCUCACACAGCUCCUGUUAGCACCAGCUGUAGUUCUCGUUUCAGGGUCAUUAAACUUGACCAUGGUACUGGAGAGCCCUUCAGACGGGGCAGGUGGACAUGCACUGAGUUCUAUGAGAGAGAUUCAGAUUCAAAUGUUAAUCGGACUGUGGACAGUAUAAGGCCAACUGUAACCCUUGAUCACAGUAUAGACCGGGACAGUGGGCUAGGGACCACUGGUAACUCUGUGGUCACUAGCAGUGCUUUUUCUGCACAGGCUUCGGAGAACACAGCGGAUAGUGGCUACUCUGUUGGGCACCCCACCCAUCCCCACCCUUCAGAGCUUCAGCAGCAAGGCUACAGCUUGGCUCCUCAGAUAGGGAGUGGAGCAAGUGCCUUUCAGCCCACAGGGUACACAACUACAGCGUCACAGCAACCACAACAGGCUCAGGUCAAUAUGCAGCCCGUUGCUACCCAAAACUUCCUCUCUAACAGCCUCAAUGGUGUGCACCAAGGUGCCAUGCAGCAGAAGUCUCCCAUUAUGCCUCCUGCCUAUUCUACCCAUCCCUCUGGCAUCUCAGCCAGCCAGCCGGACUAUCGUCAGCAGCACUUUGGCUCAAGCACUCAGAACCUUCCUAUGACAACUCCUCUUGUGGUGCCUCCAACCAGCCAGAUACCCUCAUCUCUAAUCACCCCCGGAGUCCAGGGACUGGGCAGAGAGGCAGCCUCAGCCCAGGGCCUCUUGCUACAAGUGAGCAAUGCACCAGCCAUGGCCCCCAUCCAUCCAGGAAGUGGCCAACAGCAGUCAGUCAGUCAGACUCAGCCUUCAGGAGGGUUAGGCAUUGCCCCUGCACCUUCCGUUACCACCACCACCUCCCACAGCGGUGUUCAGAACGUGCCUGCCACAGUGCCCAGUACCACAAACACCCCUCCGGGUGUGCCAAGUCAGGCGCCUGGCACAGGAGGACUUGUCCAUCCCCAGGGAGCCCAUGGAGGAGGCACAACAGGUCUUCCCUCUGGCUUCAGUAACCAGGCAGAAGAUAGUAGGCAGAAGUCUGAUGCCCUACCUCAGCCCAGUGCCGGUGUGGUGCCAGGGAAAGAUGGUGCAAAGCCUUUCAUCGGUGAGGGCCUCAGCCUGCCCCCUCCUGCUGUCAACAGUCUUUUUGGUAUCCAUAUUAGCAUGGAUGUGGAUGACGACAGGAACCCAUCCACUGCUUUCUACCAGGCUUUCCGGCCUAGCAGAUUACGAGGGUCAAAGCCCGUCAACGAUAGUGCAUCUGGUGCCAGUGUCGUCGCCAUCGAUAACAAGAUUGAGCAAGCAAUGGACUUGGUGAAGAGCCACCUGAUGUAUGCCGUUCGUGAGGAGGUGGAGGUGUUGAAGGAGCAGAUCAAGGAGCUGUACGAGAGAAACUCUGUGUUGGAGCGCGAGAACGCCGUGCUGAAGUCGCUGGCCAACUCGGAGCAGCUCAACCAGCUGUCCAGUCAGCUCAGCCAAGGCAGCAGCACAUCGCCUCUGCUGCAGCAGCAGCAGCAGCAGCACCCGCUCGUCACAAACAACAACACCCCCUUAGUUCACCACGAGGGGAGUCAGAGCGUCCCUCAUCAGCCCAACAUCACCUCGGCGUGAUCCCCCUUCCCCCAGUACACACGCUUAAAACACACACCUCCCACGGACAGGAGUGGAAGAUCCUGUUAGUAAAAGACAACAACUACUACCGUCCCCUUAGCUCCAUAAAGCAAAAGGCUCGUCUCUGCGUUCAGUGUGUUCCAUUUGAGGAAAAUUCAACAACAGCAACAUCUUUGUUUGCCACCAAGAGCCAUGCUUCAGUGUGUGCACGCUGCCAUCACCGGGCCUUCACAUUAUUAAGACAUUUACCACCCCAAGAAAAGUCUUAUUCUGGCCCUCUGUGUUUGGCUGCUGGAAAGCUGGAAAAGAAGGAAAAAGGAAGGAGGGGCGGGGGAGCUGGUGCGCACCAUAAAACUGCAUGCUGUUCUCGUGCAGGAGACGGGGGUCAAGGGGCACAGAGAGCUCGAUUUGUUGGGGCAACAAGUGAUGAAAGAGGACAGCGCCCAUGCAAGUGGCCAGUGUGUUGACAAGGGUCCUGUAAAACAUCCAGCAGGGACUGUCCUCCCAGUAUCUCUACCCCACAUCACUCCAAUGCUGGAAGACACCAGAGAACCAAUGGAGAAGUUGGGGGAGAGGAUUCGUCCUCCCAGAGCGGAGGAGGACGCCGGCGGGCGUCUUGGCUUCUAGUCGAGAGCCUCAGCUUGUUAUAUGCUGCAACAAAAGCUUGUGUUGUUUUCUCAGAGCCACCGUUCUUUGACAUGAAUCAUAAUACUUUUUCAUUAGUUCAGUUUUAGUAUUUGCAUUUAUUUAUUUCAGGGCUGCUAUUUUCGUAAUGUAAAUGAACAAUGUCAUGGAGAUACUUAUUAAAAACAAAAAAGAAACCGUUCUCUUUGGUCUUUUGGUAUUUUAGAAUCUGUCAGGUAUUGAAUUUGGUAGACUCUUGCAACAAGUAGAUCUCAAUAAGUAGGCAAUAAGUUCCAUAAUAGAAAUUUUUCUUCUCAUGAAAUAGUGCUAACACUAAAGCCGAGCUUGCAUUAGGUGAAAUCCAGGUUGAAUGUAUAUUUUGUAAAGUGUAAAGUAUUAAGAGCGAGGAGGGUUUGUACAGGAAAACACCUGUUAUGAAAUAUAUGAUGGGAUGUUUCGAUAAAGAAAACUAUAAAUUAACUUUUUCUUUCUUUGUCAAAACAAAAAAAAAAAAGGAAAUGAAUUAAGGGGUUUGGUUGGGGGGAUGAUAAGCUGUGAAAAUUGUUCAACCUACUUUAUAACCAAAGACGCAAAGCUGUGUAAGUCUGUUCUUUUUUCCCCCCAUUUUUAAAUGCAGUUAUAUUUUUUUCUGCUCUCUCCAUCCCUAUAUUUUGUUGCUGUUUUGCAUGUUCUGCAUGGUCUAUAAUCAAACCACUUUCUUACCUCAUGUUUUUAUCCAGCACUCUUAUUUUUCUGUCAAGCUGUAAGUCUGUGAAUGAUUGUGAGAGGAUUUAUGAAAGAGAAAGGGAACAAUGGGCAGAGAGGGUGGAGUAAGUAGUCAUGGGUAAGAAUUGGAAAAAAAAAAAAAAGAGAGUGGAAAGGUGUAUGUAUUGGAUGGAGGGAAGGGCCUUGUGCACAAAACAGUCAGAAAAGGAGCCAUCUUUUGUUUUCAUGUUUUGAAUUUCGUAUGCAAAGAAAAGGUUUUGUUACAUUGCAAAUUUUAAUGUAUUUAAUGAAUGCAGCAUUUAGAUUUUGAUUGUAGUCUACCAACACUUUGCUUACAAAGAAAAAACAACUAGACAAGAAUAUCCACAAAAUGAAACAAUGGAAACUAUUAAACAUUUCACACUUUAAAGCUGGAACCCAGUCGAUUGUGUAUGAGCAUAUUAUGGGAUGUCCUGUCUGUGUCACGUCUUUGUGCCUCCUGUACCGUCGUCUGCUGUCGUCAGGCGAUCCGGUUUCUUUCUCUGUGGCUUAGAACCAAACCAAAAUGCUUGGUAAUUGUACAAUCAGUCAUCUUUCUACAGGAUGGACUCUUCGAUUUCCUUUUUGUUUGCAAAUGGGCUUAUUUCUUCUCUCUAUAGAGUUGUUUUGUUUUUUUUUUCUUUCUGUUUUGAAGGAGAUGCCGCGUACAUGCCCAAGUGUACUGUAUGAAAGUGAUCACUGAGCCUUGGAGAAAAUAUCUUGUAAUGCCCUUGUAAUGUGCUGUUCAGACAAUUUUAGUUUUCAGUCAGAAAUAAAUUACUGUUUUAUUAAGA
This is a messenger RNA of Toxotes jaculatrix (banded archerfish), 4840 nucleotides long. It is a transcript of the gene tsc22d2, whose product is annotated as TSC22 domain family 2. The transcript is spliced from 4 exons. Lineage: Eukaryota; Metazoa; Chordata; Actinopteri; Toxotidae. Bases 666 to 2678 code for a protein of 670 amino acids. The record is from RefSeq and is a predicted model, not a curated record. Gene Ontology annotation, biological process: regulation of transcription by RNA polymerase II.